This is a messenger RNA of Kwoniella shivajii, 1026 nucleotides long. RefSeq lists its product as uncharacterized. The record is from RefSeq and is a predicted model, not a curated record. Lineage: Eukaryota; Fungi; Basidiomycota; Tremellomycetes; Tremellales; Cryptococcaceae. Bases 1 to 1026 code for a protein of 341 amino acids. The transcript has 4 exons.
AUGUCCAUCUCACUUCCAAACGGCACAAUACUAGCCGCACCCUCAUCUUCGACAGUACAGCUUUCAGCAGCUGUCACCAGGAUCUUACACCUAGCUAAUUUCUCAGCAGACCUGAAAACUCGGGAUCUCCAAAACAUGUUUAAAGAUUGGGAGACUGAAAAAGGCGGAUUCAGGAUCAAGUGGUUAGAUGAUGUUAAUGCUUUGGUAGUAUUUGCAGAUGCUUCGAUUGCCAAACGAGCAUACCUCUCACUACUUCUUCAUCCUCCACCCCAAUUUUCAGGAUUGAUCCGACCAUACGAUCGACCUGAUGCAGCUCAAAUUAUUCAAUCAUUAGCAGCUAGAUCUAUAGGUCAUCGAUCUACCGCAUCGGGUAUCAAUGGAGUUGGAGGUGUAGGUGGUGGUGCAGGAUCAAUUUCAACAUUCCCUUUCCCAAGCAAUAACGAUCCUGCCACACCACAAGUCCAUUCAAGAGCUAUGAGCGUUACCAAUCCCCUCAAUAAAUCAGGUUCGAUCUCAAUCAGUCAUAAUCAUAAUUCCAGUGGAAGUAUCUCUGGUAAUCACGGUCAAGGACAUGUGAGAGGCGUCACAGCUCCUCAACGCAUCAACAAUAAUGGAAAUGGAUCAAUCUCAUUUGGACAUUCAGGUUCAGGAUCAAAUUCAGGUUCAAUAUCAAAUACGAUAGGAGGAGGUCAUCAUAGAACGUCUUCGGCUUCCUCUUCAUGGAAUAAUCGUGGAAUAGGAGGUGGAAUAGGCGGCGGUGCUUUGAAUUUCUCUUCAGCACCUAAAUUAGCUACUCAUACUGAGACUACAAUGUUAUCAAGAUCAACAAGUGAAUCAGACGGUGAACCCAACGUCGUUAUCCUGGACCCUUCUGCAACUCAAGGCAUGAAAACCUCGAAUAAUGCAUCUCAUGGACACGGACAUGGACAUGGACAUGGUCAAAGAAUUAGAAGAGAAAGCGUCAGUGCUGAAAAGGCAUUGAGAGAAGUUGAGAAAGCUUUAGCGUCAGUCGAAGCUCAAGGUUAA